CUCACAAAAAAUAUCAUAAUUUCUCUUUAAAAAACUUCCCUGAAUCUUGUGCCGCAAGUUGAGCUGGAAAAUGAAGGUGUUUGUUUGGUUUUCCUCUGUGCUUUUUGCAGCUACCCUUUUGAGCACCUGCUCUUUUGCUCUCACUGACGAUGGUCUAACAUUGUUGGAGAUCAAAAGCACAUUGAAUGACAGUGGAAACUAUCUUGGAAACUGGCUAGCAACGGACGAUACACCCUGCAAUUGGACUGGCAUUUCUUGUUUCCCCAAUCUUCAAAGGGUUCGAUCAAUGCACUUGCCGUACAUGCAAUUAGGAGGCAAAAUAUCUCCCAGCAUCGGCAAACUCAACAGAUUGCAAAGACUGGCAUUGCACCAGAACAACUUACAUGGACUGAUUCCUAAUGAAAUUACAAACUGUGUUCAUUUGAGAGCUCUUUACUUGAGAGCUAAUUUUCUCGAAGGUGGCAUACCGUCGAAAAUUGGAAGCCUUUCUCUUCUUACUGUAAUGGAUUUAUCGAGCAAUUUGCUAAAGGGUGCAAUACCUUCAUCUAUAGGCCGUCUUAUUAAACUGCGUUACCUAAAUUUGUCCACCAACUUUUUCUCUGGUGAAAUCCCGGAUAUCGGAGUACUCAACACUUUCGGGAACAAGUCGUUUCUUGGUAAUUUGGAUCUAUGCGGCCAACAAGUUCACAAGCCGUGUCGGACCUCACUGGGAUUCCCGGCAGUCCUUCCUCAUGCUGAAAGUGAUGAAACAGAAGUCCAAACGAAGCGAUCAUCUCGCUAUAUCAAAGGUGUGCUGAUCGGUGCAAUGUCAACAUUGGCUGUCAUGCUUGUUGUUCUCCUUGCAUUUCUCUGGAUAUGUCUACUAUCAAAGAAGGAAAGGGAUGCUAAGAAAUAUACAGAAGUCAAGAAACAAGUCCACCAAGAUACGAGUGCGAAACUCGUCACUUUUCAUGGGGAUCUGCCGUAUCCGUCGUGCGAGAUUAUAGAAAAGCUAGAAUCCCUUGAUGAAGAGGAUGUUGUGGGGUCGGGGGGGUUCGGAACUGUAUAUCGAAUGGUGAUGAAUGAUUGUGGAACAUUUGCUGUUAAAAGAAUAGACCGGAAUCGUGAAGGAUCUGAUGAAGUCUUUGAGAGAGAGGUAGAGAUAUUGGGCAGUAUCAAACACAUUAAUUUAGUUAAUCUACGAGGUUACUGCAGGUUGCCGUCAUCGAAACUUCUUAUCUAUGAUUAUCUUGCUAUGGGCAGCUUGGACGACUUCCUUCACGAAAGCAAAGAAGCCAGGACAUUGAACUGGUGCGCUUGUUUAAAAAUCGCCCUCGGUUCUGCUCGAGGUAUCGCAUACUUGCACCAUGAUUGUUGCCCGAAGAUAGUUCAUCUAGACAUAAAAUCGAGCAACAUUCUUCUCGAUGAAAACUUGGAGCCCCAUGUAUCAGACUUUGGUCUUGCCAAACUCUUGGUGGAUGAGGAAGCACAUGUCACUACCGUGGUCGCUGGAACUUUCGGAUAUUUGGCUCCAGAAUAUCUGCAAAGUGGUCGAGCCACGGAAAAGUCCGAUGUGUAUAGCUUCGGAGUUCUCUUGUUGGAGCUUGUAACCGGAAAAAGACCAACCGAUCCGGCUUUUGUAAGGAGAGGCUUGAAUGUUGUUGGCUGGAUGAACACACUAUUGAACGAGAACCGAUUGGAAGAAAUAGUCGAUCGAAGAUGUAACGACGUGGACAUGGAAACGUUAGAUGCAAUUCUUGAAGUAGCAGCAAGGUGUACCGACGCAAAUCCAGACGAACGUCCAACAAUGAACCAAGUAGUUCAGUUGCUUGAGCAGGAGAUCAUGUCACCGUGCCCUAGCGACUUCUAUGACUCUCACUCGGAGUAUUGUUAAACGGACAUAGACGAAGUACCGAGAAUCAUGGCCGUUUCUCGAAUUUUCCUCGGUUUUCUCGCGAUUUUGUCGCACUGUAUGGGAUGUGCACGGUGUCCAGCAGCUUAAUUAUCAACUUGAACGGUGGUUCUGUAUUAGUUUUACUGCAUAGUAUAACUGAAUUCAUCACCUCAUUCA
This is a messenger RNA of Hibiscus syriacus, 2050 nucleotides long. RefSeq names its product LRR receptor-like serine/threonine-protein kinase FEI 2. Gene Ontology annotation, biological process: protein phosphorylation. The transcript has 13 exons. Gene Ontology annotation, molecular function: protein kinase activity; ATP binding; protein binding. The record is from RefSeq and is a predicted model, not a curated record. NCBI's taxonomy places the organism in Eukaryota, Viridiplantae, Streptophyta, Magnoliopsida, Malvales, Malvaceae. The coding region runs from base 71 to 1873 and encodes 600 amino acids.